Molecule: messenger RNA, 1182 nt
Organism: Haliotis rubra (blacklip abalone)
Lineage: Eukaryota; Metazoa; Mollusca; Gastropoda; Lepetellida; Haliotidae
Product: FMRFamide receptor-like
Exons: 1
Coding region: 1-1182 (393 amino acids)
Biological process (GO): G protein-coupled receptor signaling pathway
Cellular component (GO): membrane
Molecular function (GO): G protein-coupled receptor activity
Source: RefSeq, a predicted model, not a curated record
AUGGAUUCCCGCGAGGGAAGGGAACAUCGUCAAACAACAACUCAGCAAGAGUUUAGCAUGAACAUCUCAAUAACCUUUCCUCCUGAACACAAGUACACGCCAGUUGAUGUCCAGCAGCAGCAAGUAGCCGCGGCAAAUGAAUUGUUCCAUUUCUACACAGCUGGACUGGUGGCUUCGGUCUUUGUUGUACUUGGCAUUGUGGGCAAUAUUCUGUCUGUGUUUGUGCUAAGUAGCAAGCAGAUGAGACGCGGUUCUGCGUCUGUGUGUCGUCUCCUUGUGGGUCUGGCUGUCUAUGAUACCGUCUUCCUCUUCUCGCAUGGUGUGGCAGGGAACCUACCCCACGUCCUCCAUCACAUGGGGAUACAACUUGGCUCAGCUGGGGCAGUCAUGUUCUCCAUCUUCUACCCGCUGCUGCACAUAUCCCGCACCGGGUCAGUAUACACAACAGUGAUGGUCACAGUAGAGAGAUGUGUGGCAGUCGUCAAACCUCUCAAGGCAGCAGUUGUCUUCACUCAGAAACGGACCAACCAAAUUCUGGUGGCAAUCUUUAUUUUCAGCGUCAUCUUCAACAUACCUCGCUGCAUGGAACACAGUCUCAAAUUAGGUUCUCCUACCAUCAGUGUCACUAAGUCGGUGUUCUAUGACACAGCAUUCUAUACAGUGUAUCUUAUCUAUAUAAAUUUUAUAGUACAUUUUGCCAUACCAUUCACUCUCAUCGCUGUGUUUAAUGUUCUCAUGAUUCACACACUUCGAAAUGUUACUAGGGGUUAUAAGAAACACGACAAAUCAAAAGCCGUCAUUGAACUUAACGUAAAUGUGGGCAACAGAUCUUCCAGUGGAACCGGAAAUAAAUUAUGUGGCACCGUGUUGGCUGUUACCAGCCUAUUCUUCCUCUGUCAUCUGGUUCCCGCUGUGGCCCUGGUGCUGGAGCAGACCGAGAAUGCUAAGAGGCUUGGUGACUGUUCAGCUGCAUGUUCACGUGUCUCAUCACUCGGGGAUACGCUCAUCAUUGUUUGUUCAGCAACAAAUUUCAUCCUUUACUGUAUGUUCGGCAGAAAGUUCAGAUUAGUUUUUCAAGCUCUGUUCUGCCCAUGUAAACGUCGAUAUGAAGAGAGAAGGCCGUCAAAGAAGACCAGGAUGCUUUCAAUGAAGUCCAUGACACUUGAGGAAACAAAUGCAUGA